This is a messenger RNA of Diachasmimorpha longicaudata, 4172 nucleotides long. It is a transcript of the gene Mmp2, whose product is annotated as matrix metalloproteinase-2-like. Bases 1310 to 3208 code for a protein of 632 amino acids. NCBI's taxonomy places the organism in Eukaryota, Metazoa, Arthropoda, Insecta, Hymenoptera, Braconidae. The record is from RefSeq and is a predicted model, not a curated record. Gene Ontology annotation, biological process: collagen catabolic process; extracellular matrix organization; proteolysis. Gene Ontology annotation, molecular function: zinc ion binding; metalloendopeptidase activity. The transcript has 12 exons. Gene Ontology annotation, cellular component: extracellular matrix.
CGCGCGGCACGCGGCGCCCUGUACGCACGGGUUUCCUUGCGUUGCGUGUGGGCUAUUCAUUUUUUUUAUUUAUUUAUUUACCGUACGUCAUCCCUUCCUUUUUACCUCACCCCCACCGGAGAACGAGCCACGUGAAUACGCGGAAUUCGCCUCCCGCGAGUUAAUUAAUUAGUUAAUUAGUUAAUUGAAUAGAUAAUCAGCUGAUGAAUUGAAAGUAAUUAGGAAUUUUUGGGGAAUUGAAGAUUGAAAAUCGAAGGGAUUGUUUGAAAGUUGAAACGAAAUUCCAAUUUUUAAAGACAAAAUUCUCGGAACACGUGGUACCCAUCAGAGUGAUAAAAACUGUCCCGGGGCUCGGCGAUUUAUCAAUUAAAUAAAAAAAAGGAUUCGGUGAAAAAAAAAAAUUGCAUUCACUCAAGAAAUUUUGGUCCCGAUGAUUCAAUUAAAUUCCGUCUGCUCGACGAAGUGAGAAAAUAGACAGACGGAUUAAAACAAGGAACGGAAAUACAAAGGGAAAUAAAAAGAACAGGCAAUAGAAAGCUAACGGAAGGAAGAGAGACAGAGGGAGACUUGGGUUGGUGGCGAUGAGGGACAAGUUCUUGGAAUUCCAGGGUGACAUUUCCGGUCUGUGAAAUUCAACGGAGCUAUGGCAAAUACGUUCUAUUGAAUCGUAUUGAUGACGAAACAAUUAUGUCGUACAUCCAAUACACACCGGCAACCACUCUGCAUCACUUGGGGGAACGAUUCAACGAUUCAACGAAAGACCUGAAUGAAAUCUGGAGGAGUCCGGGAAAUACGUAGGAUUGAUCACAACCGCAUGAGUUGCUAUUAUUCAUGUGAUGAUGGAUAACAAAUAAUGAUCCACGUAAAUAGGAUAAAAAAACGUCCUCUUGCUUUCUCCUAUUAUUUUUAAUGUUUAAAGUGGGGGAAUAGUGAAUAUCCACGGUCAGUGUCACUUGGACAGUCACACUGGGAACAUUAAUAUCCCAAGCCACCCACUCAUCAACCAUCAAAUUCAAGGAGAGCCGGUCAUAUGUGUUCUACAAACUACUUUGAGAUCCACUUUACACUGCCAACUUGAUGACUCCCUGGUGCUCAAGACUGAGAGAGCUUGCUCAUUGAUACAAAGGGAGUGAUAAAAAAGCUCGAAUGACUUUUACGAGGCCCUGAAAAGACAGCAGGCGGGGAUUUAAACGUUUCGAAACUUUUUCUGUGAAUUUCUUUUUUUUGUGAAAUUUUGAGAAAUUUUGUGAAGUAGUGAAUGUUGUUUUUGUGAUUUUUGUUUUCGUGAGUGAACAAUUGAGGUGUUACCAUGUUUUUUUACGUACUCUUGGUUGGUCUGGUGUCCUCUGGUUAUGCCAAACCUCAUUCAAUGCUGUAUGCUGACGACAGAGUGCAAAACUAUCUCAUGAGGUUUGGCUACUUGCCGAUGAGCGAUUGGGAGACCGGCAAUCUGAGGACUGAUGAUCAGCUGAGGGAUGCCAUUAAGACUCUUCAGAGUAACGGUGGAAUAGCUGUGACUGGAGAGAUAGACGAGGCGACGAUGGAACUAAUGAGAUCACGUAGGUGCGGUUUAGCGGACAUACCAGAUCCGCGAUAUCGUAGAUCAAGACACAGGAGAUUCACCAUUCAUGGACAGCCAUGGCCGCACAAGAAUCUCACCUGGAGUUUGAGGACAGAGCAACCGAGUGGUUUAGACACGUACGGUGUCAGACAGGAGCUGAGCAGAGCUCUGGAUCUCUGGGCGAGAAAUUCAAAGCUGACAUUUCGGGAAGUUAACAGCGACCGAGCCGACAUUCUCAUCUACUUUUAUCGAGGAUAUCAUGGUGACGGAUACCCAUUCGAUGGAAGAGGUCAGAUCCUCGCUCACGCUUUCUUCCCAGGUAGAGACCGCGGUGGUGACGCCCAUUUCGACGAGGAGGAGAUCUGGUUGUUGGACAACGACAGCAACGAAGAGGGGACGAGUUUGUUUGCCGUUGCAGCUCACGAGUUCGGCCACUCGCUGGGGCUUGCUCACAGCUCAGUCAGAGGGGCUCUCAUGUAUCCCUGGUACCAGGGGAUAUCAGGGAAUUAUGAGCUUCCGGAGGACGACAGGAACGGAAUCCAACAAAUGUACGGCGCACCGGAGGAUAAAUUAUGGGGCAAUUUACCAGACGCCAGACGUCCAACUCGUCCACCAACAACAACAACGACAACAACAACAACAACAACAACAACAACAACAACGGCUCGAACCCGUUUACCAACGAGAAGACCCUGGAAAACCCGUCCAACCAGGCCAAACACUUAUCCAGAUGAUACAAGUCGAGACAGAAUUAAUCACUAUCCAUACAAGCCAAACUGGCGUACAGAGAGACCUGAUUAUUAUCCGCAACGGCCGGACUAUCCAGAUAGACCGAGGAAACCACACAGGCAUCACACGACAACAACCACCACUGUCACACCCCAUCGACCAAGGCACAGAUGGACACCACCACCUCGGAAUGAUAUUCCUGAUAAGUGUGACACGGCCUAUGAUGCCAUUAGCAUUAUUCGACGGGAGGUUUUCAUUUUUAAAGGAAGGUAUCUUUGGAGAAUAGGCGAUGACGGGCUUUACGAGGGCUAUCCAGCUGAGAUAACCCGUCUAUUCAAUCUGCCCCAGGAUAUUGAUCAUGUGGAUGCUGUGUACGAGAGACAAGACAAGAAAAUAGUAUUUUUCAUUGGAAAGAAUUACUACGUUUUCAACGCUAAUAAACUCGAGCCCGGCUAUCCUCAGCCCCUGAGGACACUUGGAUUACCGAAUGAACUUGAGAAGAUUGAUGGGGCCAUGGUAUGGGGAUACAACAGCAGAACUUAUUUCUUCAGUGGCACAAUGUACUGGAGGUUUGAUGAAUCGGAGAAUUUUAUUGAGUUGGAUUAUCCCAGGGAUAUGACCAUGUUUGCUGGAGUUCCUUAUAACAUCGAUGCUGUCUUCCAGUGGAAGAAUGGAAAGACCUACUUCUUCAAAGGCAAAGGCUACUGGGAAUUCGAUGACAUGAGAAUGCGGGUGGCACACGAACGUCCCAGGCCUUCCGCACCAUUCUGGAUGGCCUGUCCUCCGGAAAUGGAGACUAAUGACAUCGAUUAUCCGUCCCACAGGGCAAAAAUUAUCGAGAGCUCCUCGUCAGCAUCUACAAUCACAUUUUCUGUUAUAAUUAGCAGUCUCUUUGUACUUGCAAUUAGAAUAACGUAGGUCAUUAUUUUUUUACGAUUUUUUUUUUGUCACGUGAAAAUAGAAAAGAUAAUCCGUGGUGGAGACAAAUGUGCCUAAUUAUUAAGUAAAAUUUAAAAACACUGCCGAACAAUUAGAAAAAAUUAAAUUGUUAAAGGUUUAAGGAUUCAUUAUUGAGAGGACACAAAAUUGGAAGGGAAUGAAAAAAUCAAAUUAACAAAUUCAAAAAGGAAUAUGUCAACAUCGGCUGAGUGAAAAUCAACGAUUUUUUUUUUAUUUUCAAGAUACUUUUGUGCAUUUUGAAAGAACAUUUGACUCGUAGAAAUCGCAUCGUUGGGUCUCGAGAUAUUUCAUAUCAAAGGCCGUCAGUUUUUUUUCAGUUUAAAGACCUUAAGGGGCCAAUUAAAAUAGAUGAAUUUUCCCAAAAAGUUUUGUGUUCUUAUUAAUCUCAAAAUGAUCCUAUACCAAUGCAUAACAACAAACAACAAUCCAUCCAAUAAUUGAAUCAAAAAAUUAAAAAAUAAUUUUUAUAUGCGUCUUUACAUGAUUUAUUAUUUUCAUGAAACUACAAUUAAUGGCACGAUAUUUGUGCAUCAGUUUUAUAAACUGUGAUAUUUAUGUGAAACUCAAAGAAUAUGGGGAAAAAAAUAAUCUUAUAUGUGUAACGGUAUUUAUAAAUAGUGAAUGAGAAGAAAUAGCGAUGUUGUUGUUUAAUAUUGGAAUAGUCUGAGACAAGUUUUCUACGUAUAAAUUUUUAUGAGCUUCUUGUGAUUGCAAAAAAGUCGAUUUACAUCACCAAUAAUUAUCAAUCAAUAAUCACUCAUUAAAAUUCUUUUUAAUCCAACGUUUUUACGAAAUCUCGUCGCAGAAUCAAUUGACGUGCAACUUCUAGGGAAUAAGUGGAAUAAUGGAGUGGAUUUAUAUGGUUAAGUGAAUAAAUUCAGAACCACUGUAUAAAUAAAUAAAAAAAAUGUAUACGACUCAA